Gymnogyps californianus (California condor) is the source of this 1713-nucleotide messenger RNA. RefSeq names its product scavenger receptor cysteine rich family member with 4 domains (gene SSC4D). Gene Ontology annotation, cellular component: membrane. NCBI's taxonomy places the organism in Eukaryota, Metazoa, Chordata, Aves, Accipitriformes, Cathartidae. The record is from RefSeq and is a predicted model, not a curated record. Bases 1 to 1713 code for a protein of 570 amino acids. The transcript has 11 exons.
AUGAGACUUGGUCCCUGUCCGGCCAGCCAGCACGGCACGGGGAGGCUGGACAUCGGGGUGCUGCCUCUCUCCCUGAUGCCAGCCGCGCUCCUCCUCCUCCUCUUCCUUGGCCCCACCGGGACAUCCACGAGCCCGCGCCAUUUGCCAUUCCCAGAGAUACGGCUCGCCAACGGGCCUAGCCGGUGCCAGGGGCGAGUGGAGAUCCUCUACAAUGGCUCCUGGGGGACGGUCUGCGAUGACGACUGGGACAUUGUGGAUGCCAACGUGGUGUGUCGCCAGCUGGGCUGCGGCCAUGCCAUCGCCCUCCCGGCUGCCAUGACCUUCGGCCAAGGGAGCGGACCCAUCUUCCUGGACAACGUGGACUGCAAGGGCCAGGAGGCAGCCUUGAGCGAGUGCUGGAGCCACGGCUGGGGCAUCCACAACUGCUACCACUACGAGGACGUGGCUGUCGUGUGCAAUGAGCUCUCGCCCACGCAAGCCAGCGAAGGACCGACAAGCAGGACCCUCACAGCCUCGGUACAGGAUGGGGAAAGUGACGGCAGCAUCCGUCUGGUGAGCGGGACCGACAUCUGCCAAGGCCGGGUGGAGAUCUUCUACCGCGGGAACUGGGGCACCGUCUGUGACGACGACUGGGGCCUGAGCGAUGCCAGCGUGGUGUGCAAGCAGGUGGGCUGCGGCCAAGCCCUGGAUUACAAGAGCAAUGCCUAUUUUGGCUACGGCACGGGGCACAUCCUCCUGGACAAUGUCAACUGCGACGGCAGCGAGCCCUUCCUCUCUGCCUGCUACAGCCUCGGCUGGGGCAUCCAUAACUGCGGCCACCACGAGGAUGCUGGGGUCAUCUGCACAGGGCUGGACACAUCCACCAUCACGUCCUUCACCACCUCGGUGGCCCUGGACUAUGAAGACACGCUCACUGCCACGGGCACAGCAGCAACAGACGGCAGGGACCAGCCCUCCCAGGCCACCGAGGUGGUCACCACCGCCCUCCUCACCGUCGAGCAGGAAAGUGGCGGCGUGCGGCUGGCGAACGGGAAUGGGAGCUGCCGCGGGCGGGUGGAGGUGCGGCACCGCGGCACCUGGGGCACCGUCUGCGACGACGACUGGGACUUCCCCGAUGCCCAGGUGGUGUGCCGGCAGCUGGGCUGCGGCGCCGCCCUCGCCGCCACCGUCCUCGGCUCCUUCGGCUACGGCAGCGGGCCCGUCCUGCUGGAUAACGUGGGCUGCGGUGGCGGCGAGGCUCGCCUGGCCGACUGCUUCCACCUGGGCUGGGGCCAGCACAACUGCGGCCACCACGAGGACGCCGGGGUCAUUUGCCGAGGCGCUGACGAUGCUGGAGACCAUUUCCAAGAAGCCACCGCUACAACCACCACGUCGGCCCCGACUCGUCCCAAGGACGGGUCCCUGCGCCUCGUGAACGGCAGCCACCGGUGCGAGGGGCGCGUAGAGAUAUUCUACCUGUCCCAGUGGGGGACGGUGUGCGACGACGCCUGGGACCUGUGGGACGCCAAGGUGGUGUGCAGGCAGCUGGGCUGCGGGCACGCCGUGGCGGCCUGGGGGGAGGCACGCUACGGCCAGGGCACCGGCUACAUCUUCCUUGACAACCUCAAGUGCAAGGGCCACGAGCCCUCGCUGCUGCGCUGCUCCCACAUCCGCUGGGACGUCCACAACUGCGACCACUCCGAGGAUGCCGGUGCUGUCUGCGGCAUCCUAUGA